This is a messenger RNA of Trichomonas vaginalis G3, 876 nucleotides long. Its product is annotated as protein of unknown function, DUF4106 family. The annotation marks the transcript as partial. The record is from RefSeq and is a predicted model, not a curated record. The transcript has a single exon. NCBI's taxonomy places the organism in Eukaryota, Parabasalia, Trichomonadida, Trichomonadidae.
AUGACGAAAAUAACAGAUGCAGCAACGAGACAGGCAGUUCAAAGUGCCUAUGACGCCGUUAGAGCAACUGUUGUGAAAAGUCAAGAAAAAGAGUUACAACAGACCAAAACAGACCUAGUAAAUGCUUUCUUAAGAACGAAAAGUCAGGUAGGACAUUACGCUGCAGAUGGAACAUAUGUGCCAGCUGGUGGAACUUAUAUACCACCAAACCCUCCAAGAGAAGCACCUGCACCAGGACUACCUAAAACAUUUACAUCGUCACAUGGACAUAGACACAGGCAUGCACCAAAACCAACACAACAACCAACAGUUCAAAACCCUGCACAACAACCACCUCCACAACCAGCACAACAACCAACAGUUCAAAACCCUGCACAACAACCAACAGUUCAAAACCCUGCACAACAACCACCUCCACAACCAGAGCAAGGACAUAAAAGAAGUAGAGAACAAGGAAACCAAGAAUUCUUAAAAAUGCUUAAAGAAGACUAUGGUUACCCAGAUACUCUUGACUUUAGUGACAGAUAUAAAGAAGCUAUUAGAAAGUUCAAUGAAGGAAAUACUGACCCGAACCUAUUUAGCUUUAUGGCUCAACACCAAAUCGGAUAUAAUUUCAAACCUGGAAAAUACAAGCUCGCAAAGGGAUAUGAUUUAAUAGCAUAUCAUCCAAAUGACAUGAACGAAUUUACUCCGAGAUAUUUGGUGUCAGAGCUAAAUGAUGAUUCAACUAUCUUCAUGAAACGCGUAAAAAAUAGAGACGGAACGAAAGAACAGAGGCUUAUGAAUGCGAAUGACUUAAAUAGGGAACUUGUUGAAAACGGUCUCGGAAUAUAUGAAAUGCCAGCAGAUGAGGUACAAGAAACUCCACAGGAAGAA